This is a messenger RNA of Ceutorhynchus assimilis (cabbage seed weevil), 3741 nucleotides long. The record is from the annotation of a GenBank genome assembly. NCBI's taxonomy places the organism in Eukaryota, Metazoa, Arthropoda, Insecta, Coleoptera, Curculionidae.
CAUGUUUUCUUUAAUCAAAACGUCCAAGUCAGUGAGAUGGUUUUGUGGAGGUGAUUUAUCAAUAAUAGGCCUAUCCGGUUCUUUACUAGUAAAAGUUGGUUGAAUUUUCUCUAUGGUUGUGAACAAUCCACGACCUGGAAGACACUGAAAGUACUGGAUACCGGCGCAAUAACCGUUACAUUUGUUAGAGGCUCGCUUCUCCUGGAAAGAAUGAAACAUUUAUAAGUAAAAUAAUAACAACAAUAAAAUUUCGAAUGUAUUAAUCACCAGGUGGAAAAAUUAUGAGUACCCCUAUAUGUGGGAUUAGAUACAACAUUAAUUACUUUGAAGAUAAAAUUAUUUACAGUUUAAGAUAGCAACUGUUAUUGACGCUUUUAUCGAAAUAAAUUCCAAUGAAUGAGAACAGUUCAAUUUAUUAUUGGUGGUAUUUGGGUGUAAAAAUGUAUUUUAAAAAACAUUAAGAAAACAAGUAAGAAACUCAGGAGAAAUUACCACAUAUUAUUGUUUUGAAAUUGGAACUUUUCCAAGUGAAGAUGACAUAUUUAUUUAUAUGGGCUCAUUUUUGUAUCUAUGUGUGAUGCCAUUUAACAAAUAUGUUAUCUACGUGGAGCUUUUCAAGUUUACGAAAAUUUUUCGUCAAAAAGUGAAGGAAAAUUAAGAAAAAUGGCCCCACAUCGAAGAAAUAUCGACGAUGUGUUGGCUCGUAUCAAUUUCCCGUUGUUUACAUUACAAAUGCUCACAAAUAGACAUGUUUUAGUUGGAGGUGGCGGAGGUUCUUCAAAAACAGGGGUCGCAAAUGGCUUUGAAAUAUUUGAAUUAUCACAUGAUGGCAAAAAGUUCCAUGUUGAAGAAGUAACUAGACAUGAAACAGGACCUAACGUAGUAAUGAACUGUUCAGUUUCAAGUUCGCCUGAUAAAAAACAUACUUAUUUAGUUGCUGGCCAAGAAAGCCACUGCCAAUUGUAUCAUGUUAAUACAGAUUUUGCCGCUCAACUAAAUGGAAGUGUAGAAACGAUAGGUAACAAUCAUGAAGAUACUGGAGAGUUUAGGCAAAGAAAAAACAAGACUAAUAAUAACAAAAACACGAAAAAAAGGCUAAAGUUUGUCCUCAGUCCUGGCGAUAGUGUUCAAACUGAUUUUAAUGGUACUGAACCUUUAUGCAGGGUUGUAAGGCUGCAUCCAAAUGGAAAACUUAUGGCGAGUGGUGGAACAGAUGGUGAUAUUCGUAUGUGGAAAUUCCCUGGCCUCGAACCAUUAGCAAAACUAAAGGCCCACACUAAAGAAAUAGACGAUAUAGACUUUAGUUCUUUUGGCAACCUUCUCAUCACAAUAGCUAAAGAUGGCCUGGCAGUUUUGUGGGAUUGUGUUAAAGGUACUGAAAUUAAAAGGCUCAAGUGGGAGCAGCCUCAAGGAUCAAAGUAUUUAUACAAAAGAUGCAGAUUUGGAUCAAUUGAAGGCCAACAAAAAUCGGCUUUGUAUAUGUUAGCUAAUCCCACAGGAGUGGCUAAAAGGCAGAAAUCCUAUCUGCAACAAUGGUAUCCAGAGGAAGGUAUUCUAAAAAGAGUAACAGAAUUUGAUGAAAGUUUAUCUGCCUUGGCAGUCAGAGAUGAUGGUAGAUUCAUAGCUGUAGGUACAAUGUUUAGCGGAUCUGUAUCUAUACAUGUAGCAUUUAGUUUGCAGCGCGUUUUAAAUGUAGCGGGUGCACAUUCCAUGUUUGUAACAGGCCUAGAAUUUCUCCCAGUGUCCAAUCCAGAAAACCACACAGUGUGUAGUGUGGCAGAAGCGGCUGUACUCUCAAUAUCAGUAGAUAAUCAAGUUUGUAUACACACCUUGCCCUACAGAAAAUCUAUUCCCCUAUGGUUGGCUAUAGUAAUUUUAAUAUUUGCCAUGUUCUUGACAUUUGUAUUUUGCUCAUAUAUAGGUUUGUAGGUGUAUUAUGUAGAUUGUUAUUUAUUUUUAGGUACGUGUAUUAGGAUAAUAUUAUAGCGAAAAAAAAUUUUGUAUGAAAUAAUAUAUCAAAUAAUCUCUAUUCCAACCGAUAUGAGAACCGUUCUAGAACGAUAAUUUCCAGUCAAUCAAUUCAUGUAUCAAGUAGGAUAAACGUUCAACUUAUUGAAAAACAGGUGGGCAAGUGGAAAUUUCUAGUUCUGGAACGGUUCUCAUUUCGGUUGGAACAGAGCUAAAAUAAUAAGCAGUCCUUUUUUUUUCUAGUUUCGUAUAUUGAAUUUUGCUAUAGUUGUAUUUGCUUUUAACAUUGGAAAUGGCGUAUAUGGGGAUCAAAUUCGAAGUUUUUAUUGGUUGAAAAUAGUCAGAAAACUGGUUGUUGCCGAUUUACACCAAUCAAAAAUGCUCUGACUUGUUUGUCUUUUCUCCGUGAGAACCGUUAUCCGCGUGUGGCUGAAUGCGAAAUCUUUGAAUAAAUUAUUAUCAAAUAAAAAAUACCAAAGGAUUACAGAAGAGAUUUUGAUCAUGCACCGAAGUUUCUGCAGAUGCAGUUAUGCAAAAAGAAAUUGAUAUAAAAACUGGUGAUUUCCUUGUACCCAUCCGGAAAUUCUGGGAUUUCCUGUAGACCUUCUAAUUACUUAGGCCUGAUGCUGGAAUAUGUGCCGUUUUUUUUUGGGCCCAUGUGCAUGGGGUGCCUGUUGCCACCCUAAUCUAAUGGCGAAAAAUCCAUUGGCCUUUCCGGCACGUGAGAGUCAAGGAUAAUACACACUACUACUACAGGAUAGCCUAUCCUCAUAAGGCCUGUGCGGAACAAAUCUGAAGCCCCCCACCACGCCAAAUCACCGGUUGUGGCGUAGGCCGCAUGUCCUUUCUUGCCGACGUAGGCUGUUUGCACUACAGGUUAUGAUUUCGCGGGCUUUUGCUUUAUAAAUAGGGAGUGACUACUGUCUAGACAGUGGUGACACAAAACUAUCUGCACUGACCCAGGGGCCUUAUUCUGUAAGGAACGAAGCGUUCGAUUCGGUAGAAUUUUUUCGAUUGUGACGUCAUUUUAGGUUUGGUAGCGCGAAAACGAGCGAAAACUAAACCGAAAAUGACGUCACAAUCGAAGAAAUUCUACCGAAUCGAGCGGUUGUUCCUUACAGAAUAAGGCCCCAGACAGUGCCGACUAAAAUCUAUCAGCACUGUCUAGAUGGUGCCGACUGAAAUCUAUCUGCACCGUCCAGACACUGCCCACUAGAAAUCAUCUGCACUGUCCAGAUAAUUUCAUUACCAUAUAAAGUUAUUUGCUGGGAUUUAGUGUAUUGAUAGUUAUUUUUGUAGUAAGUGCGCAAAAUGAGUGUUUUUUAAUGGAACUGAGAGUGUCAGUUUUCACAGAUCAGGACGAGGCCAAAAAUUCAUUCGAAGGUGCCCAUAAACACAAAUGCCACAUACGAAAUACUUUUCCGCACGCAUUUCCGUGCUCAAAGUUUUAGUUUUCCUCUCUCCGUGAAAACAAGGAAUGCAAGCCAUUUUGAAUAUAAAUAUUAACUUGCUUGAUGAAUGAAUGAAAUCAUCUGGACAGUGCAGAUGGGUUUUACUCUGCAAUGUCUGGAUAGUGCAGAUAGAUUUCAGUCGGCACUCUUUAGAGACUAUGCUGACUAUGACAUUUUGGGUGUGUCGGACUUCCCCAAUUUCCCAUUAUUUUUGUCGACAAGUUGAUUUCCGUGAUUUAGACAUAAAAAUCAAACAUUAAUCGUGAAAUUAGAUUUACAUGUAUCGUGCCAUUUCCGAGAAAAGUCGUAGAGGAAAAAGUUG